Molecule: messenger RNA, 1791 nt
Organism: Syzygium oleosum
Lineage: Eukaryota; Viridiplantae; Streptophyta; Magnoliopsida; Myrtales; Myrtaceae
Product: aspartic proteinase-like
Exons: 14
Coding region: 106-1653 (515 amino acids)
Biological process (GO): proteolysis; lipid metabolic process
Molecular function (GO): aspartic-type endopeptidase activity
Source: RefSeq, a predicted model, not a curated record
UCCUUCCUUGAAAAACGCGAACUGCACGAGAGUAGUUUUGGUGCGAAAGUCGCAGCUGCUCGAUUCGACUCACCAAUCCUCUCCGCCCUCGAACUUGUUUGAGAUAUGGGAACUAAACUAAAUCCAGUCACGGCGACUUUUUUGGGUUGCUUCCUCUUGUUCCCUGUGGUGCUUUCUGCAUCUGGUGAUGGGUUGCUUCGCAUUGGACUCAAAAGGAGGAGAUUUGAUAAGAACAGCCGGAUUGCUGCUAGGCUUGAUGUUAAUGAAGGGGAGCUAUUAAUGAGGCCUUCUGCUGGGAAGCAUCAUCUCAAUGGGAACCUCAGAGACUCGGGGGAUUCUGAUGUUGUAGCACUAAAAAAUUACAUGGAUGCUCAAUAUUUUGGUGAGAUCGGUGUAGGUACUCCCCCACAGAACUUCACUGUGAUUUUCGACACAGGCAGUUCAAAUUUGUGGGUGCCCUCUUCAAAGUGUCAUUUCUCUAUUGCUUGCUAUAUGCAUCCACGAUACAAGUCGAGCAGCUCAAGUACUUACAAGAAGAAUGGGAAAUCAGCUGAUAUACAUUAUGGCACUGGAUCAAUUUCUGGGUUCUUUAGUCAAGAUCAUGUCAAAGUUGGUGAUCUUAUAGUGGAGGAUCAGGAUUUUAUCGAGGCAACCAAGGAACCCGGCCUCACUUUCAUGGUAGCCAAGUUUGAUGGCAUCCUUGGUCUUGGGUUCCAAGAAAUCUCGGUGGGGAACGCAGUGCCUGUUUGGUAUAACAUGGUCGAUCAAGGGCUUGUUAAAGACCCAGUUUUCUCAUUUUGGUUUAAUCGUAAUGCUGAGGAGGAAGAUGGAGGUGAAAUUGUGUUUGGUGGGGUGGAUCCCAAUCACUUUGAAGGGGACCACACAUAUGUUCCUGUGACCCGAAAAGGGUAUUGGCAGUUUGAUAUGGGUGAUGUUCUGAUUGAUGGUAAAACAACUGGAUUUUGUGCCGGUGGCUGUUCAGCAAUUGCAGAUUCAGGGACCUCUCUGUUGGCCGGUCCAACGACUAUCAUCACUGAAGUCAACCACGCUAUUGGAGCUGCUGGUGUUGUGAGUGAAGAAUGCAAGGCUGUAGUUGCACAGUAUGGGGAGACCAUUAUUCAGAUGCUUUUAGCAAAGGAAGAGCCACAUAAAAUAUGCUCAGAGAUUGGAUUAUGUACGUUUGAUGGUACUCGAGGGGUUAGCAUGGGCAUUGAGAGUGUUGUGGAGGGAAAAAAUAAGAAAGUCUCUGGUCGUCUGACUGAUGCGAUGUGCUCUACAUGUGAGAUGACUGUUGUGUGGAUGCAGAACCAAAUUCGGCAGAAUGAGACGCAGGAUCGAAUACUCAGCUAUGUGAAUGAGCUUUGCAGUCGAUUGCCUAGCCCAAUGGGCGAAUCUGCUGUUGACUGUGGUGGCUUGUCAUCCAUGCCCAAUGUCUCAUUUACAAUUGGAGGAAGGGUAUUUGAUCUCUCCCCUGAGCAGUACGUUUUGAAGGUAGGAGAUGGAGACUCGGCUCAAUGCAUAAGCGGAUUUACGGCUUUGGAUGUCCCUCCUCCUAGAGGGCCUCUCUGGAUACUGGGCGACAUUUUCAUGGGUCAGUAUCAUACCGUCUUUGACUAUGGCAAGCUGAGAGUUGGAUUUGCCAAAGCUGCAUGAGGAUCUGGUUUUCUUUCUGGGUACUUUUAAGCUGAUGUUCUAAAUAAGUGAUGUACAUAUUUGACAUUGUGGGUAUGCUAUCUCGAGGAUUUCACUUGGCCUGUUACUUAAUGGGAAAACUGUUUGAUAUUGCUACUC